Messenger RNA from Cuculus canorus (common cuckoo), 3470 nucleotides. It is a transcript of the gene POP5, whose product is annotated as POP5 homolog, ribonuclease P/MRP subunit. Bases 69 to 632 code for a protein of 187 amino acids. The record is from RefSeq and is a predicted model, not a curated record. NCBI's taxonomy places the organism in Eukaryota, Metazoa, Chordata, Aves, Cuculiformes, Cuculidae. The transcript has 5 exons. Gene Ontology annotation, cellular component: ribonuclease P complex. Gene Ontology annotation, biological process: tRNA 5'-leader removal. Gene Ontology annotation, molecular function: ribonuclease P RNA binding.
UCCCGCCUCUUCCCCCGCCCCCGCGAGGGGGCCAUUGGCCCAGGGGCCGGGCCGGGCCGGGCCCCGCCAUGGUGCGCUUCAAGAACAGGUACGUGCUGUGCGAGGUGGUGUCGGAGGAGCCGCGGUGCCGGCAGUGCAUCGAGGACCGCGCCGUAAGCCUGGCCGUCAGGGACGCCGUGGGGCGCGUGCACGGGGACUACGGGCUGGGCUGCGUCUCCGUGUCCUUCACAGGUGGGGAUCCCUCCGGGGAACCGCGGCUGGAAACCCGCCCCGGGAGAGCCAGCAGCGGCCCAGUGAAGUACCUCAAUGCCUACACUGGGGUUGUCCUGCUGCGGUGCCGCAAGGAUGCCUGUGGACUGCUCUGCUCCGCGCUCCCCUUCGUGAGGCAGCUGGAGAGCCGGAACCAACGCUACCCCUGCGUCCUCAACACCUUGCACAUAGGAGGUACUAUAAGAACAUGUCAGAAGUUUCUAAUUCAGUAUAACAGAAGACAGAUGCUGCUGUUAUUGCAAAACUGUACAAAUGAAGAGGACAGGCGGUGUAUACAGAAGUCACUGCUGAGCUGUUCCCUUACAGAAGAGCCGUCUAAAAGUGGAGACGAGGAAGAUGAUGAUGGCACAGAGACAGACUGAAUGUUACCAUUACUGUUCACCUCUGUCCUGUACUUGUGUAACCAAGGCGUUGCCAGUUAUCUUCAAUGUUACACAAGCAGGGGACAGAAAAAGCAUCUCUGUAUUUAGACAUUAUUCCCCUGUUCCAAGUGUUCUUAAAUAAAUUUUUUUUAAAAAACUGUUUAACUGAAGUAGGUCACUGGCCUGUUCCACCCCAGGAUCAGCCCCCCGUGCUCCUAAGGAGCGUAGCAGCUCAGUGUGAUCUUCAUGCUGAGGUAGAAGCAAGGCUCAGGCACUUGGUAUGGACAAGGAAUGCAGUUUUUCUCCUUGAGUACAGAAAAAGCAUUUAACUUUUUACUGGGUUUGACCUCCUCUUCAUGUGCAGCUGUUAUCACCGGGCUGUGCACUUCCUUGAGUCACUAAAGCACCAGCUCUGUACACAGGAGCAGAUGACUGAAUGCGAGGUAGAACUGUAAGGCUUAUAAAACUCAUUGGUACAAAGUACUGCUUAGAUAUUUAUUAAGUUUACACCAAUCAGUUACAGGAAAGUAGCGUUGCUGGUAUUAUCUCUUGAAUCCAUAGGAAAACCAGAUACAACUCAAAGGUGCUGUCCCGUGGAGCCUGCCCUGCAAAGGGAGUCUGCCUUGCCAGCAUCGCUUCCCUUGCUCUAGUGCCUGUGAGACGUGGAGGUGAGUUACACCAGCUCCAGCUAUGCCAUCUCUCUUCCCAGUGCAAAGAAAAAUUGACUAUUAAUGUGUAAAGAUCAUAGAACACAACAGAUGCUGGUUAGACACUAAGCAGUUAUUCCUGUUCCAUGGCUUUAACUGACUGUUACAAACAGGAAAUAAUCAUACUGUGCGUGCAGUCAACUGCAUGCUUGAAUCCUUAGUUACUUUUUCUGCCCUCACCACUCAUUUUUGAAUGUGCACAUAAAGCAUUAACAGCAAGAUGUGUCACUGCUUUCAGGCAUCUUGUCUUAGUUCCUCUGGCCUCUCCACAAGCUGUACUCUCUCCAUCAACUGUAGUUAAUUGUGGCCAAGUGUGAAGUCAGGCUGCUUUCAAAGAAUGUUGUGCAAGUGUUUCCUCUGUCCUCCCAGGGCAGCUGAGGUUCUCCUUACCUCUCCUGUCCCCCCCGUCUCUGGCUUACAGCCACAUACCAACUUCUGUGAAAUGCACUCCUUGGUACUGGCUUCCCACGCACACAAGGCUGAAGUGCCUCGAGGAAGCACAGGCAUGAUGUGGAGCUUUGAAAUCAAGCCAAUGUGUUGAUAUAAACUUUUAAAAUAUGGACACAACCAGUGAAUUUACCCAUGGAGUUGGAAAUCCUGCCUCCAAGAGUCUCAGACACAGGGCUUCCUCGCUCAGACCAGCCACAUCAGAGGGAGAGAGCACACUGACUGUGAGGAUGCAGGCACAGCACUGGUGGGGGUGGAGGUGGCAGAGGACACCUGUCAGUCCGCACCGAGCGGUGGUGCUCUGUACAGCUCUCUGAUGCGGGUUCUGUCAGCAGAAAAGAAAGACUGGAGUCCAUGCUCCUACAUGGGGUAUCCUGCUCCACGCUGGUGGAGCUGGGUUACUGUUCAGGAAGGGGGCAGUGCCGUUGGUGCGUGUGCAUGUGUGAUUUAUUGCAACUGUUGGCCUCGACUGGUAUGUUACACCUACAGCUCAUUUUAUUCGACAAACUCAUUAGCUCAAAUCAAACCACAAGCAGUGCAGAAUGUGACCACCCAAAGAAAAAGGGGGAAGGGGGUCCAGAAGAGACAUUUUAUAGCCUGAGGUGCUUAGUGCAGAUCAGUUUACAUCCCAGAACCAAGCGGUUACAGGUCCUUUUCCCAGUACAAGACACCCCGGUUUCUUGCUGGAGGCUAAGAGUUCCCUAUAGACUCCAUCUAGCAGUUGUUCUUCCAAUUCCAGAGCAGUCAGUGUCAAAGCACGAUUCCAAGAGUUACCGACAGCCCUACGGUGGAGUGUUUAUUCUAGAUGAUCAGGUUACAAAUAAUGUGUAGCCCAUGGCUAGCAAAAGAAAAAAAAAAAAAACAACCAAAAAUGAGCAGGCUCACUCACCCCAUCAAAACAAACAGAGCUGAACAACUGAGAGAAGCCAGGAGGUUCCUUCUAUCGCUAGUGCCAGUACGCACUUAGAAACACACAUAUCGAGUCACUUCAAAACCAGAUAACCAAAUUCCCUGCUUUACAUUCACCUCAGCUUUAAAUCUUUCCAAGCCAGGAGAACAGGAGGAAUUCUUGCUCUUUAGAAAAAGAACGGAUAUAGCAGCUAACACUCUAAAGCCAGGAAACUCUUCUGCCCAUUUCCAGCACAAUGGAAACCACUUUCUCUAGCGAGCAGUCUGACAGCUUUACUGAAACAGCACAACUGUCACAGUCAGAUGGACUUCUGCCCACAAAUACUUCUAUGGAAAUAAAGGUUCUCUGCCUCUUCACUUAGGUAAUAUUGCAGUAUUCUGGCAGUGCCACACACCUGUAAAGACUUUCAUACUGCUUAUUAGGCCAAAAGAACCAACUUGGCACAGGCAAGAAGCCUUGGCUGACUUGUCUCUGGGUUGUUUCUUUCAAAACUUUGUUUCAAUAUAAACUGAUUAAGCAGCUGGAAUCAAAAGAUCUUACUUCAAUAUAUAUUGUCAUGGUUUCCUCCUGAACCCCCUAGAAGCCCUGGAAACACAAGUUUAAUCUGUUCAAAUUUAAAUACUUAAACUAUAGCAGCAAAACAAAGCAAAAUGAAAAGAAAACCAGGAGAGGAAACUUCUCUUGAAUAGCAGAAUCACUUUGUGUGAACAACAGAGGUGCUGAACAGUAGCUUCUGCUUCUGUUUCUUCCUUUUCUUGCCCCCCUUUUCCUCUG